Messenger RNA from Xenopus laevis (African clawed frog), 1333 nucleotides. It is a transcript of the gene spef1.S, whose product is annotated as sperm flagellar 1 S homeolog. Gene Ontology annotation, molecular function: cytoskeletal protein binding; microtubule binding. Gene Ontology annotation, biological process: regulation of cytoskeleton organization. The record is from RefSeq and is marked provisional. Gene Ontology annotation, cellular component: apical plasma membrane; cytoplasm; cytoskeleton. NCBI's taxonomy places the organism in Eukaryota, Metazoa, Chordata, Amphibia, Anura, Pipidae.
GGAGUUUGCUGGAGAUGUAACGUGACAGGAUUAAAGGAACUUGCCUAGAGACCACACACACAACUGUGUUUAUUCCAAUUCAUACAAGAGGGAUUCACAAGUCACAAGAUGGCGGUGGAGUUUGAUGAGGAGACAAUGCAGGAGCUGUACACCUGGGUGGACACAAUCCCCUUAUCCAGACCCAAAAGGAACAUCGCCAGGGAUUUCAGUGACGGCGUGCUGACGGCUGAGCUGGUGAAGUUUUAUUUCCCUAAACUUGUGGAAAUGCACAACUACGUGCCGGCCAAUUCAACCACUCAGAAACUCAGCAACUGGACUAUACUGAACAGGAAAGUUCUCAGCAAGCUCAGCUUCUCUGUUCCUGAUGACGUGAUCCGUAAGAUUGUCCAGUGCUCCCCGGGGGUCGUGGAGCUGGUACUUAAUACCUUGCGGCAGAAGAUCGAGGAGAAGCAGAGACUACAUCACAUUUCAGCUGAUUUAUCUCAGGAGCAAGCGACACAGAAUAAUGGAAACACUCACGCUGAUAAAGGGUAUAAAAGCAAUGGCACAGAACUCAGCCCGAGACAAGGUGCCAGGGUGGAUCCAGCAAGUAAAACACACCAAGGAUAUGCCCAGGCGGCCAACGCUGACACCACCCUGCGCUUCCAGCUGGCAGAGAAGGAGCAGACUUUGAUCUUAUCACAGGAGACUAUUCAGAUUCUGCAGGCGAAGUUGCGGCGGCUGGAGCAGCUCCUUCUGUUGAAGAACGUCCGCAUUGAUGAUCUGACCCGGCGACUGCAAGAACUGGAGAAGAAAUGACAGAAUCACAUUUAUACGACAUUAUUUCCUUUUUAUAUUGUAAUAUAAGGGGAUAUGUUUGCUGUGUUGGUUGUUUAAGCUUGUAUAUAUAUAUAUAUAUACUGUAUAUAGCUACCUGCAAGGGUUUUCUACACAUUAUAAGCACAUUUAGGGAAUGUGGGAUACAGGUGAAACAUUAAAAGCCCUUUGUAUAACAUAUGUGAAAUCCAAUUGACAUUAGUGCUGUAAAAGUCUAUCUCACAAGUUAUUCAGGCUCUCUUUAUCACAGUGUGUGUCAUUAGCAGCAAAGGCCACUAGGGGGAGAGCUAAGAAAUGACUUGUUUGCAGACAAACUGUAAGUAAGAAGACUUCCCCCAAUUGCCCCUUAUGUGAGACUCCAGCUAAGAAUUCAGCCAGUUAAUACAGGGCAGCUGCCAGUUGUAGCUGAACUGGAACAUGAGUUCACACUAUACACUGGCACUAUCUGCUUUAUGAUGAUGAGUUCAAUUACAGAUCUGUAGUUUAAUAAAAUGAUAUUGUUUUUUUUAGCAUUUUA